Pieris napi is the source of this 1147-nucleotide messenger RNA. RefSeq names its product vesicle transport protein USE1 (gene Use1). Gene Ontology annotation, biological process: retrograde vesicle-mediated transport, Golgi to endoplasmic reticulum. The transcript is spliced from 6 exons. Gene Ontology annotation, cellular component: SNARE complex; endoplasmic reticulum. Lineage: Eukaryota; Metazoa; Arthropoda; Insecta; Lepidoptera; Pieridae. Bases 190 to 1005 code for a protein of 271 amino acids. The record is from RefSeq and is a predicted model, not a curated record. Gene Ontology annotation, molecular function: SNAP receptor activity.
AUUUCUGAGCUGUCAAGUGUAAGACGUCAAUACUCAAUAGUAUAUAAACAGUAAAAUUAUUUAGUAAUCAAUAUCUCAAUUCUCUAGAGAAUUAAUCAUUUCUUGCUUUGGCUUAGAAAAUAAAAUAAAAAUAUUAUAACAUAAGGUAUCAUUAAUAUCGUUAAGGUAUCGUUAAAGCCGCAAUCAGUAAUGGCAAUUCAACGUGAUCCACGUAUAGAAAACUGUACUAUUCCAAUAAAAAGUAGAACCGAAGUCAAUGUUCGUAUUCUACUUAAUAAAUGUGAACAAAUAGCAAAAGAUGAGCAAUUGGAUUCUAAUUCACGACUAAAACAAUAUGUUCAAAACCUGGAAAGUAUGAUCAAUGAACUGAAAGCCGAAUGUCCAGAAAAACCCGCCAAAGAAUUGCCAGACUAUGUCAAAAGAGUAACAUUUUUGAAAGGGUUGAUACAAACUGCAACUUUAAACAGUCCAAUAGAAAAGCUAGAAGCUGUCCAGUUGCUUUCUCAUGGGGCAGCCACUAUGUCAGUUGAUGCUUCUGCACAAGAAAUUCAUCAGAAAACGGUAUCUAAGUAUGGUCUUGAGUUGCGGUCUGAAUUGUUUGGGCCAGAAGAUAGUGAUGACACAUUAAGAAGGCGAAAUAUUAUUAAGGCUCCAAACUUUACAAGAAAUAGCAGUAGUCAAGAGGAUAUUGACUCACUUUUAAAAUAUCAUCAAAAUAUGCAAGAAAAAGUUGCUGAAAACAUGGUUUUACUCACUAAGAGUUUGAAGGAACAAUCACAGAUUGCCAGUAAAAUUAUCAAAGGUGACACAGAGGCAUUGAAAAAAUCGUCUAGUCUAACGGACAAUAACCUAACAUCAUUAAAAGUGGAGUCUGAAAGACUUCAGGUGCACAGUAGGAGUGCAUGGAAGUGUUGGCUGUGGUUGAUGCUGGCUGUUGUUAUGGCUAUAUUUAUAAAUAUGGUCCUCUUCAUGAAAGUGAUGAAGAAAAGAAAAAUUGAUCUAUAAUAUCAUGGAUAGAAUCUUAUGUAUAUCUUUAACUUAUUGACAUGUAAUAAUUAAAAGACAUUUUCCUCUAUCAUAUAUUUAUUACUAUUUUCAUGUAAUUCAUUGAACUUGUGUACUUGCUAAUAAAUAUGAAAAUACUGUA